This is a messenger RNA of Rhodamnia argentea, 1020 nucleotides long. Its product is annotated as zinc transporter SLC39A7-like. The transcript has 2 exons. Bases 187 to 780 code for a protein of 197 amino acids. The record is from RefSeq and is a predicted model, not a curated record. Lineage: Eukaryota; Viridiplantae; Streptophyta; Magnoliopsida; Myrtales; Myrtaceae.
CAAGAAAGUCUAGCAGAGAAGAGGCGUGAAAAGAUCGCCAUAUUGAUGGACUGCUACAACUGAAUCACCGCCUCGUGAAACCCUACAAAUAAAGGGCUUCUCUUCCUUCUCAUUCUCUCAUCAUCAUCCAGACAGCUAUUCCUGGGUCAAGGCUGAAACAGAGGAGGGUGAUAUACAAAACAGAGUAUGAAGAUGAGAAUGGUUCACGGGGGAAGACAUCAUCAUCAUCACCCUCAUGGGAUGGGUAACGGUGGCGGACAUGGGCAUCAUGGUGGGCAUGGUCGUCACGUAGGAGAACUUCUCUUUAGGCAUGGUCUCGGAGGACAUGAUGGGUGUCACGGACAUGGACACGGGCUUCAUCUGAGGGGUGUCUUAGGACACGGGGGUCAUGGACAUGGACAUGGACAUGGGCUUCAUCUGAGGGGUGUUUUAGGACACGGGGGGCAUGGUCAUGGACAUGGGCAUCAUGUGAGGGUUCUUUUAGUCCAUGGCCAUGGACUUUACAAACAUGGUCAUCAUGGUCAUGGUCAUGGACAUGGGCAUCAUCUGAGGGGCCUUUUAGUCCAUGGGCAUGGACUUUCCAAACAUGGUCAUCAUGGUCCCCGUCAUGGUCACAAAGGGAGGCGCCAUGCGCAUGGCCGAUGUGGGAGGCGUCAUACCUGUACGGGGCAACCCGAGCUGGAACAGGAACAGGAAGAGGAAGAGGCAGAGGAGGUCGCUGCUGCAAUGCCGACUCCGAUAAUUGAGCAACUCGUUACUCUCGCUCUGACCGCCGACUAGAGAGGAUGCCGCUUGGGGUUGCUUCUUGGACAGUAACGACGCCGUGUGAGCAAUAAUGCGUCUUGGGAGAUUUGGUGUUUUGGUUCCUCCCAGUGAUCAGCAUCAGUUUUCUCUGUUUGGGUAGUUUCGCUGGAUGAUCAGAUUCAGCGGUCGUAGUGUUUGUGGAGGUCCAUGGAAGUUUCUUCGUAUGCUUUUUGUGUACCAAUAUUAUGCAAAUGGGACACUACAAAUUUAGUGUGA